UUCUGCCGCAACCACCUUUCUGCCAAGAUGAGAAUCAAUCGGCUGUCUCUGAGUAGGCGUCACAGCCUGAGUGGCCUGACUCAGGUGAAAUGUAAAAGCACAAAGCUGUGGCAGGGUUCCGAGGAAGAGCUAGCAAGAAGUGAGAGAUACUAUAGGAUGUUGGAUGAUACUCCUCCACCUCUUCAGGGGGAGAAGCCUCCAAUUUAUUACAAUCUGGAGGAGAUGAAGCAGUUACCAACAACACCUCCUACUCCUCGCAGCCCACCAUUACAGAUGCUGGAAACCUGGGAACGUCACAUAGACUCCAGCUCCCUGCGUAAUUACUACUAUAAGCCUGCAACAGGUGAAAAGUCAUGGAAGCCACCCAGGAGGAGCCAAGAGAUGAGCUUGGUGCAGAUAGAGGGAAAUGAUCUCUCAGCUCCAGCAGAUCCUACUCAAGGAGCCAACCUGGACCAAACAGAAGACAGGGUGAGCGCGGAGCGGCCUGGGGCUCAAAGUCUCCACAAAAAGCUGGGAUAUACCAGAUCCUUGAUGUUGCCAGAGACAUUGCCUCACAAGGGAAACCAUCGGCGGAACCAUUCCCAAUAUAGCUUCGACGCCUGGUUAAGAGAAUAUUCUGUGCCAUCGCCUCCCAAUGGCUCCAUCACAGACGAUGCUGAAUUACUGCAUAUGGUGGAGAAAUGUGGACAGCUGAACAAAACCAAGAUUGCUGAAGGAGGUCGGAAACUCAGAAAAUGCUGGGCGUCAUCGUGGCUGGUAUUAGCUGGGAACAGCCUCAUGUUCUACAAGGACCCCAAGGUUUCUGCUGCAUGGACUCCAUCGGGUAGCCGCCCUGAAAGCAGUGUGGAUUUGCGUGGGGCUCGUAUUGAGUGGGCUCGGGAUUUGUCCAGCAAGCGGAAUGUCUUCCAUUUUCGCACUGUGACUGGCAAUGAGUAUCUCUUGCAAUCAGAUAAUGAAGCUGUCAGCCAGGACUGGUACCAGGCAAUCAAAGGGGUCAUCCACAGACUAGAUCAAGAGAACCCUCUGGAUGAGCCGCUUUUGUACCCACUCUAUCGGUCAAACAGUGCUGAGCUUGUGGAUUUGAGCUGGGAUGAUGAAGACGAACUUGGGGUCUCCAAGGGUGAAGUGCAAGCAGCCCCCGGGAGUCCUGGCCGAGUCUACAAGAAAAGGGUCAAAAGCAAGCUGAGACGCUUCAUCGCCAAGAGGCCUCCCCUGCGAAGUUUGCAGGAGAAAGGACUGAUCCGAGAUCAAGUUUUUGGCUGUCGGCUAGAGGCCCUGUGCCAGCGAGAAGGGGGCACAGUACCCCGGUUUGUCCAACAAUGUGUGGAAGCUGUGGAACAGAGAGGGCUGGAUGCAGAUGGGAUCUAUAGGGUCAACGGGAACUUGGCCGUUAUUCAGAAGCUGAGAUUCAUAGUUGACCGUGAACGGGCAGUGACAUCUGAUGGACGCUAUGUCUUCCCAGAGCAACGUUGCCAAGAGGAUAGGUUAAACCUUGCCAGUCCACAGUGGGAUGAUGUGCAUGUGAUAACAGGGGCUUUGAAGCUUUUCUUCCGAGAGUUACCUGAAUCCCUAGUGCCCUACAACCACGUUGAGGAAUGUAUAGCUUCUGUCAAGUUGUCCGAUCACAAGGAAAAAGUGUCAAAGAUUGCUGGGCUGAUCCAGACUCUCCCUCAACCAAACCGGGACACACUGCAUUACUUACUUCAGCACCUCCGCAAGUAA
Molecule: messenger RNA, 1722 nt
Organism: Thamnophis elegans (Western terrestrial garter snake)
Lineage: Eukaryota; Metazoa; Chordata; Lepidosauria; Squamata; Natricidae
Gene: ARHGAP9
Product: Rho GTPase activating protein 9
Exons: 15
Coding region: 28-1722 (564 amino acids)
Biological process (GO): signal transduction; regulation of GTPase activity
Cellular component (GO): cytoplasm
Molecular function (GO): phospholipid binding; protein binding
Source: RefSeq, a predicted model, not a curated record